CCAUCACAAGACGUUUGAGGGAUUCUCAGGUGAAUUCUGACUACACUCGCAACAGGACCAGGGGAUUUCUGAAAAGAUCUCAUGAGUCAUCCAGUGAUACAAGCCCUGAAAAAUCUUUAGUUCCAAAGUCUCUGGCCCGCAAAGUUAAGAUGGUGAAUAAAGAAGUUGUGCUUCCCAAACAGAAGUGUGGAAGACUGCAAAAGAGAAAGCAUGAGGAGUGUGCCCCUAAAAAUCCUGCUGUCGCUGAAAAUGAGAGCCACAAUGGAGAAGGUCCGCAAAUUAACAAGGAUUUGCCAAAGGAGGAUUCAGAUAAGGGAGACAAAGCAAAGAUAAGGUGCAUAAAAAGGAGGGGAAAUAGAAGUACAGAAGUGAAGACAAUUCCGCUGAAGACCAUAAUCACUGAGAGCACUGGCAAGUCUGACACAAACAAUAAUGACAUAAGCCCAGCCUUAAGAAGCAUUGGGACAAGAAGGAGGCCACAAAUGAUCACUCUGAAGGGGUCUCAAAAGCUUAUCGGCUUGCAUCACUGUAAAACACGAAAGUCAAAAGAAAACCUGGAGACCAAAGGAACUGUAAGAGAUGCAGAAAGUGAAGGGGCAGCUAGUAGAGAGAGCACAUUUCAAGAAUCAACUGGGGAGAUGACAACUGUCACACACAUUGCUCAUCCUCAGGACGGGGACGGAGGUGUAGAAUCCCCCAUUGUCGUCAGUGUCCUGGUUGAUGAAAAUCACAGCCAUAUUUACAACAAAGAAGAAGAGACAACACGGCGAAAUGACACAGUCAGCUCAACUAGUGAGACCAUUUUGUUUGGUGAUGAACCGGUGUUGUCCUUUGAAGACGUGACCAAGUUAGCAGCUGAGACGGAGCAGCCUCUGAAGAGUUCUGCUGAAGGAAAAACCUGUGAUGCAGGGGUGUUGAAUACAGCAAAGCAGACGGAUGUAAAAAAGACAGGCUUGUCUCACAAUGACACUCAUCCUCAAGAAAACAAAUUGGUGUCAGACCACAACUUCUGCCCUCAGAUCCCUGAGAGAACUGGUCCACCUUUGUGGGAAACUGGUGGGAUCAGCGGGACCCCAGGCUGUGGUCAAGAAGCAGACGAGGAAGUAGAGGUAGAUGUUCUGCUUUGCUCCCCAGACAUGAUAGCUGAGACAGAAGAGUGUGAGCAUGGACAUAACCUGAAAAUAAAUCUGGAUAAUGAGGAGGAAGAAGAUAUGAGCGAGAUUGAUGUGACUGGAGAUGAUGGCAUAGUUUUAUACCAUGUUGUGUGAGUAGUUCUGCACUGUGAUGUGCCAAGCCUGACAUUCUCUUUGUUCUGGUUUUAUGAAUGUUCAUAGAGAUGCCAGAUGAAGUUCAGUGUGUGGGGAAGUUAUGAUGUAAUAGAUUUGUAUAUCCUUUGUUUUCUGUUGCUUUUCUUCAUCAUCGGUGUCUGGCGAUUGCAAGCUAUGUUCAAGUAACACAUUUACAGUAUUCACUUCGUUCAAUGUCCAAGGUUUAGAUGCUUGUUUAAUAUUCAUUAAUAUGCUAAAGUAAGUCUGGGAAAAGAGUUCAUAAUGUUCUUUACAUUUACCAUUUAUCAAAUUUAUUUUACAUUUUUGUGAAAUUUAAAUUCUGACUGUAUAAGGUAAAAGCACUUAAGGCAUUGUCCUUUCCAAGUAACACUUGUAGAAAAUAAGCCUUAUUUUGAGCCUGUAUAGUGCAUUGUUUUAUUUAAAAUGUGUAAUUAUGGUUAAUUAAAAACAGUCAUUUCAUUCAACU
This is a messenger RNA of Monopterus albus (swamp eel), 1755 nucleotides long. RefSeq lists its product as uncharacterized. The coding region runs from base 150 to 1268 and encodes 372 amino acids. Lineage: Eukaryota; Metazoa; Chordata; Actinopteri; Synbranchiformes; Synbranchidae. The record is from RefSeq and is a predicted model, not a curated record. The transcript has 2 exons.